AUGGCCGAAGCGAUUCCAUCCAUCUUCUCCAUUCCCCUACAUUUCACACGGCCGCCUUCGGUACAGGAUGAGCUUACAACGCAGACAUCAGCUGCUCAACAGGAUACGAUUGCGGAGUGUCUACCAUUCUUGACCAGUGCAGAGGAUGCCUCCAAGAGUCCAUUCGAUUUCAAUGACCACGGCGUCCCCCGGUUGGACCGACAGGGUCACAUUGAUUUCCUUCACGGGUCCCUUCGAGAAUUUCCAGCGGGCUUCGUAGCUGUUGAUGCUAGUAGACCCUGGAUGGUUUACUGGGCAUUGAUGGGACUAUAUCUACUUGGGGAGGAUGUCACAUAUUAUCGCGAAAGGGUUAUUACAACCUUUGCCCCCAUGCAGAAUGCUUCGGGAGGCUUCGGUGGAGGCCAUGGUCAAUAUUCGCAUCUCGCUGGGACAUAUGCUGUUGUUCUGAGCUUGGCGCUUGUGGGGGGCGAAAGAGCGUAUUCUUUGAUCGAUCGUGAGAAUAUGUGGAAAUGGUUGGGCCGAUUGAAAAAGGCCAAUGGGGGCUUUGAAGUAUGUGAAGGCGGAGAGGUCGAUGUACGUGGCGCGUACUGCGCGAUGGUCAUUAUCGUGCUACUUAACCUUCCUUUCGAGCUCCCGUCGCCCAUCCACACAAAUGUGGGUACUCUUAGUACCUUCCAACAAGGUCUCGAAGACUAUCUGGCGAAAUGCCAGACACUUGAAGGCGGUAUUUCCGGCGCCCCUGGUAAUGAAGCACAUGGAGCCUAUGCAUUUUGUGCCAUCGCUUGUCUGUGCCUGAUGAAUGAGCCGCAUAUAGGCUUGCGAUCUCUGGAUUUGCCGUCCCUGCUUUCGUGGCUUUCCUCGAGACAAUACGCUCCUGAGGGAGGAUUUGCAGGAAGGACGAACAAGUUGGUGGAUGGCUGUUAUAGUCAUUGGGUUGGGGGAUGCUGGCCAUUGAUUGAGGGGUUUCUGUACGGACCAAGGACAGCACUGAAUAGCCCUACGGAUCGUGUGCUCAGAAGCUUGUACAGCAAGGAGGGUCUGACCAGAUAUAUCCUCUCUUGCUGUCAAGCACAAACCGGUGGUCUGAGAGACAAGCCAUCGAAGAGAGCUGAUUCAUAUCACACAUGCUACACGCUUGCGGGGCUGAGCUCGGUACAGCAUGUUCACUUUCAUGUGCAUCAAGAUGCUUCAAUUUCUAGUUCAACGCAUCCAUUCCGGUGGAGAUCUCUGCCAUUAUGUGAUCUGGUCAGCAGUUCCGCCGCUGGUCUCUGCGACCGCCGUCACUGGCCAAGCCCACAGUACGGCACAUACAGCUCGUCCGCUGGGUAUGGAUGUGUUGUCACUGUGAAUCAUCGCGAAUACCAGACAGAUGCGUACUAUCCCACAGAGGACCUAGCCAAGGAGAAUGCCGCCAUGAGAGCGUAUCUCAUCUGCCGGAACUUCUCUGUGAACGAUGGAAUGUACCCUGUCGGCCAUGAUCACGGAGGUUUUGUGCAAGGCAUCCCCACCGCAAUCGGCACAGGUCGUCACAGCCACCGUCACAACGGGAGUGAUACCUCAUCUAGCCCAGGGAGCAGCCCUGGCCGUCAGGGCAAUCUCAGAAGCAGCGGCUACGGUAGCUCGUCAAGCAGCUACGGGAGUCAUAGUUAUUACGGAUCCUCAUCUUCGAGUUACGGUAGCAGCAGCCGUUACCGAUCUAUAUACCCCGCCAGCAGCCGUCGUUCCUGA
Molecule: messenger RNA, 1728 nt
Organism: Endocarpon pusillum Z07020
Lineage: Eukaryota; Fungi; Ascomycota; Eurotiomycetes; Verrucariales; Verrucariaceae
Exons: 4
Coding region: 1-1728 (575 amino acids)
Biological process (GO): protein farnesylation
Cellular component (GO): protein farnesyltransferase complex
Molecular function (GO): protein farnesyltransferase activity
Source: RefSeq, a predicted model, not a curated record